GGCGAGGUGGCCUUCCUGCUGGCCACCGAGCUGGCGGCGCGCGGGCUGGACAUCCUGGGCGUGGAGACGGUGGUCAACUAUGACGCACCCGCCCAGCUCUCAUCCUACCUACACAGGGUGGGGCGCACGGCGCGGGCGGGGGCGCAGGGCCGCGCCGUGACGUUCAUUGAGGACGACGACCGCCCGCUGCUCAAGGAGGUCAUCAAGCGCACCGGGGUGCAGAUGCAGCAGCGGCAGAUGCAGGCGGCGGCGGUGGCGGGGUGGCAGGCCAAGAUUGAGGGGCUGGAGCCGCAGGUGGAGUGGAUUGUGGCAGAGGAGCGGGAGGAGCGGGCGCUGCGAAAGGCGGAGAUGGAGGCGCAAAAGGCAUCCAACCUGCUGGAGCACCACGACGAGAUCAUGGCCCGCCCGCCGCGCACCUGGUUCCAAACCGAGAAGCAGAAGCGCGAGGCAGCGCAGCUGGCGAAGCAGGCGGCGGCAGACGGCAUUGGCGCCGGCAGCGGUGACGAGGAGGAGGGCGGCAGCGGCGCCAUGACGGGGCAGCAGAAGCGCAACAAGGCCAAGAACGAGCGGCGGCUGGAGCAGAAGCAGCAGCGGGCCAAGGAGGCCAAGGAGGCGGCCAAGAAGAAGUCGAACAAGCUGAUGGAGGAGACGGCGGCCGCCAGCCGCUCCAUCCGUGCCGUCAAGGCCAAGGAGCAGCAGCUGCGGCUGGAGGGGGUGACCGGCGGCAAGGCGGGCAAGAUGGCGGCUUCCCUGGUCACCGGCAUCAAGCGCAAGAAGAAGAAGAGGGGCGGCAAGGAGGGCGGCAGGCGGGAGCUGUUUGAAGGCGACGGCCUGCCGGGCAAGCCCGCGGCCAAGGGCGGCGCCAAGCCUCCCCGCAGCGGCAAGCUGGGCAAGUCUGAGCUCAACAAGGUGAAGCGCGGCGGCAAGGGCAAGCACGGCUUCAAGACCAAGGCCAAGCACAAGCGGCGGUAG
Molecule: messenger RNA, 972 nt
Organism: Chlorella variabilis
Lineage: Eukaryota; Viridiplantae; Chlorophyta; Trebouxiophyceae; Chlorellales; Chlorellaceae
Exons: 8
Source: RefSeq, a predicted model, not a curated record